Messenger RNA from Hydra vulgaris (swiftwater hydra), 1345 nucleotides. Its product is annotated as beta-1,3-glucan-binding protein. Lineage: Eukaryota; Metazoa; Cnidaria; Hydrozoa; Anthoathecata; Hydridae. The record is from RefSeq and is a predicted model, not a curated record. Gene Ontology annotation, biological process: carbohydrate metabolic process. Gene Ontology annotation, molecular function: hydrolase activity, hydrolyzing O-glycosyl compounds.
UUCAAUGAUUAAUAGUAUAAAAAUUUACAUAACUCCAACUUCAUUUAAAUCGUAAACCUGGUUAGGUUUGAAAAACCUGGAUUCAAGAUGAUAACACUUUUUUCUACUGUGAUUUUAUUUGGUUUUACUUUUAACAAUGUGUAUUUAGUAACUAUAAAAGACAGCAAUAAAUGCAAAAAAUACCCUUGUCUAAUAUUUGAAGAUAACUUUAACGACUUUGAUUUAUCUGUUUGGGAGCAUUUAAGAACUGCGGCGGCAACCGGAAACAACGAGUUCCAAUAUUAUACCAAUAAUCGUUCUAAUAGUUUUGUAAAAGACGGCGUACUAUAUCUUAAACCGACAUUGACAAAAGAUACUUUUGGUGAAGAAUUUUUGUACAAUGGAACAUUAAACUUAUGGGGAAGUACACCAUGGACAACGUGCACAUCAAAUUUAGAUAGUGGGUGUAAGCGAAAAGGAUCCUCAGAUUCUCUAAUCAAUCCAAUUCAGUCAGCAAGUAUUCGAACAGCAAAUAAGUUUUCUUUUAAAUACGGCAAAGUAGAUGUGAAAGCAAAACUUCCGCAAGGAGACUGGAUAUGGCCUGCUAUUUGGUUAAUGCCAAAAUAUUCCGUGUAUGGAGAUUGGCCAGCAUCUGGAGAAAUAGAUCUCAUGGAGUCUCGAGGAAACGAAAAUUUGACCGUAAGUAAAAAAGACCUAACUCAAAUAGGAAACAAAAGAGUUUCUCAAUCUUUGCAUUGGGGUCCAUAUUUUCCUCAAAAUGGACACCCAAAAACUUUAGCAAGUCGAGGUAAGAUCGAAGGUUCUUUUGCUUCUAGUUAUCAUGUAUAUAGCGUAAUAUGGACAAAGCAUGAUAUUUCUUUUUACAUUGAUAAUUCUCUAUCCUUAAACGUAUCUGUCGGAAAUGAAGGAUUCUGGAAAUUUGGAGAAUUCAACAAAUUAGAAAAUGCAAGCAACCCAUGGGAGAACGGAUCAAAAAUGGCUCCGUUUGAUCAAGAAUUUUAUAUAAUACUUAAUACAGCUGUCGGUGGAACAAACAGGUAUUUUGAUGAAAAUUUUGAACCAAAAAUACCGUGGGAUAACAGUUCUAAUGGUCAAAAAGCAAUGAAAGAGUUUUGGGAAAACAAAAACCAAUGGUUACCUACCUGGAAAGGUAACGAUGUAGCUUUAAAAAUAGACUAUGUACGAGUUUGGAAGUUGGAGGCAAACUCUAGUGGCGACACAUAAUAACCAAAAAAAUAAACUUAGCUGAAGACAAUCUUGUAAUUAUAUAUGAUAGCUAAAUUGUGAUAAAACUUUAUGUUAAUUAUUUAUAUUUAUUUUAUAACAACUAUAAUUCAAAUGUUCA